Molecule: messenger RNA, 1341 nt
Organism: Penicilliopsis zonata CBS 506.65
Lineage: Eukaryota; Fungi; Ascomycota; Eurotiomycetes; Eurotiales; Aspergillaceae
Exons: 2
Coding region: 76-1326 (416 amino acids)
Source: RefSeq, a predicted model, not a curated record
ACUACUUAUAGUAUACUAUUAUACUUAUAGUAUACUAUACUAUAUACUAUACGAUAGUAUACUAUACUAUACAUAAUGCAUCUGGUCGGCCUCCGAGGCUGGUUCACCAUCCAGUCCUUCCUCUUUGUCUUCUUCGAUGCCUUCCUGCCCGGCACCGUCGUCAACUCGUACAACAACCAGGGCCCCCUGUGGCAGAUGGACCUGCGCAAGUCGCUGGGCGUGCUGUUCUGGAACGGCCCGUUGAUCUACUCGGCCUUUAUCCUGCUGUCCGCCCGCAGCAUCGCCAUCCCCUUCCUGCGCGACCCCUCCAAGGCCAACCUCACCGGCGCCAUCUUCCGCCGCGGCCUGCGCCUCUUCUUCCCGGCCCUCGUCGGCCUCGGCCUCGCCAAGCUGAUCCUCGCCCAGACCGACGGCUACGCCUGGAUCCAGUACUUCCUCGACCUCACCGGCAACGAGUCGGCCUCCGUGCCCUACGACAUCCCCAACGCCCUCGUCUACUUCAACGCCGUCUUCAAUCUCUUCUGGAUCACCCGCACCUUUGCCACCUCCGCCGCCAGCCUGGCCUUCCCCUCGCAUCUGCUCUGGAUCCUCACCGUCCUCUACACCCAGAGCUUCACCGUCUACAUGACCAUGAUCGUCGCCCCCUACACCCGCCCGGCCUGGCGCCUCAAGGCCGCCCUCUUCUUCGUCCUCUCCGCCUGGUGGAUGCAGUCCUGGGCCUGGUACUCCAUCUCCGGCCUCCUCCUGGCCGACAUGGUCGUCAACAUGGACUUCCAGCAAAAGGCCGCCCGCGGCAUCCCCCUGCCCUUCAAAAAGGGCCUCUUCCUCCCCUCCUGGACCGUCUAUCUCCUUCUCAUGCUCGGCGGCGUGCUGAUGCAGUUCCUCUGGACCGGCUGGAACCCCCAGCUCUACGACUCCGAGAUCGUCGCCCACGCCGGCCUGUACUACUCGGGCGGCCUCAACACCGACUACGACUCCUCCCAGCCCCAGGCCCGAGACGACAUCUAUCUCAUCCUCCUGGGCUUCCUGCUCGCCGUCGACACCUACCCCUGGCUGCAGCGCCUCUUUGCCAACCCGGUCUUUGUCUAUCUGGGUUCGAGAUCUUUGUCGUGGCUCUUUGCCCAAGGAAUCGUCGUCUACACGGCCGGCAUGCGCCUGUUCAUCCAUCUCAACGUCGACCGGCAGUGGCCAUCGCAAGUCUCGGUCUUUGUCUCCUUUCUCGUCUCCCUGCUCACCGUCAUCGCCUUUGCCGAGCUCUUCUACCGGCUCGUCGACCAUCCCUCGCGGGCGUUUUCGCACAUUGUCUUUGACUGGAUCCGGGAAUAGAUUAUACAUAUACAU